GACUUGUACGUCAUUAACAUAUUCAAGUCUCGGUCGCCUUUCGACAGACAACACAAAACAGUUAGUAUCUUCGCUUCGGUUGGUGGAUGUGGGUUGUUUGAUAGUACUUAGUAUCAUUUAAUCGUGUAUAGUUUACGUAUUUCUUUGCAAUGGUAUCUAGUUCAAUGGCUUUAUUGUGGAAAUCUUUAUUAUUAGUUACGUGUUUUUUGAUAGUGGUUAAAUCCCAAGACUGGGUUGUUGAUGACGAUGGUUGUCGGACUCCUAAUGGUGGUACUGGUGACUGUAUACCCGUAAGGCAGUGUAAACCGAUGAUCGACGUUUUACGAACUGUAAAAAGACCAUUGUCACCAAGCAUUAGUAAGCAAUUAAAUGCAUAUUACUGUAGCUUUGCAAACAACGUAGCUAAUGUUUGCUGUCCGCAAGAGCCUAUCAUAGUCCAAGAUGAUUCGAAUGCAGAAGUGCAACAACCCCCUCCCGAUGUAUCGAAUCAUAGAAACUUAAAUUUACUACCGUCUGACUGUGGUUACAUAGAUACAAGCAAUAAAAUUAGACAUGGACAAGACGCUGAUUUAAAUGAAUUCCCUUGGAUGGCUUUACUCAGUUACAGAACAAGGAGGGGUCCAGAUUUUAAGUGCGGUGGAACUAUCAUUAAUAAUAGAUAUAUACUUACAGCUGCUCAUUGUAUUUCAAAUUUGGAUACACCGCUGUUGGGUGUACGAGUAGGAGAAUAUAAUACUAGGACUAGACGUGACUGUGUUAUAGCCAUAGACGGAUCUGAAAAAUGUAUUAAAGAUCCUGUUCAAGAUUUGGCCAUAGAAGAAAUUAUUCCUCAUCCCCAAUUUAAUGCUACCAUAAUUUCAAACGAUAUUGGACUUUUAAGGGUGGCAAAAAUUAAUUUAGAUGUUGAAAGCGCUAGACCAGUUUGUUUGCCGUUGGGUGAACAUCGAACUGAUGAGUUUACUAGAGUAACAGUUACUGGAUGGGGAGUUACAGAUACACAAACAGGAGCUACAAGUGAUAUACUCCAAAAAGUUGAUUUACCAGUAGUCGACUUAGAUCAUUGUAGAAAUGUAUACAAAAAUCAAAGUCGAGCUCGCAUUACCUACAAGCAAGUUUGUGCUGGAGGUAAAAACAAUCAAGAUUCUUGUCCCGGUGAUAGUGGAGGACCACUUCAUGUUGCCAGAGUGAUUGAUAAUUCUGCUCGUUACAUCCAACAUGGUGUUGUAUCUUUUGGACCCCGUGAGUGUGGCUUAGAAGGUUAUCCAGGAGUUUACACACGGGUGGCUUAUUACAUGGACUGGAUAUUAGAUAAUAUUAGACCUUAGGUUUAUAUAAUUUUAUUUACUCUUUUUAGAUAAGAAUGGAUAUUUGGUUGUAAAUGACAUGCUAAAUAAUGUACCAUUUCAUUAUCAGAAUACAAAUUUCUAACGCUAAAAAGCAAAUUAAAUGUGAUAUAUUUUAUUAGAGUUAUUAAAAAUAUUGAAUUUGUAUAAAUGAUCUUUUUCGUGUUUUUAUUUUAAAUUUAGACUAAGGACAAAUAUAUGUAGUGGUUUAGAAGUUUAUUAUCAGCUGGUUGAUUACAAAACACUUAAAACAAUUGUCAUUUUUAAAGUUAUUUGCGUUUAAUACUUGUUUUGCGUAGUUGUCUGAAUUAGACAUUCCUUUAAGUGUCCCUCUGUUAGGUAAUUUUGAUUGAUAUCUAAAUUUGCUUUACAUAUAUGUUUCUUAUAUGUUUUUAUUUUUAAAAGAAUUUUUUACUAUAAAAUAUAAUGUUUUUGGAUAGUAUUUUUGAAACAGAAUAAAACAAAUGAAACCAAAUAUAAGCUCUUUAUUUAACACUUUGCGGCUUUGUGGCUUCACGGUGAAAUCAGCUUUAAAUAAUUUUUUUCCUACUGCCCGAGUAAUCGUACGCUGGGACCACCAGACGGAAUGUGAUGUAUAUGUCGUGAAGAUGAUACACAAGGGAAUGAA
Diabrotica balteata is the source of this 1971-nucleotide messenger RNA. The record is from the annotation of a GenBank genome assembly. Lineage: Eukaryota; Metazoa; Arthropoda; Insecta; Coleoptera; Chrysomelidae.